Molecule: messenger RNA, 483 nt
Organism: Cylicostephanus goldi
Lineage: Eukaryota; Metazoa; Nematoda; Chromadorea; Rhabditida; Strongylidae
Source: the annotation of a GenBank genome assembly
AUGACCUUUAAUGAUGAUUUAUUGGUGACCUGCAGUCGAGAUGACAAUAUCAAAUUUUGGCGGUUAUCGGGUGAAGAAGCGGUGCCGACAUUCGAAUGUGAAGUGAGCGUUGGACCACAUGUGCUUCUGGAUUCUUUGAAACCACAUUCAACGGCUGCAAAUAUACUUGCUACUGCUGCUCUAGGAGAUGCUUAUGUAGUUGAUGUCGAGCGAAAGACAUCUGUUAUCUCGCUCACCGGUUAUGAGGAUAAAGGACAGUCCAUGGACUGGAGCGAUGAUGGCAAACUUCUAGCAAUUAGCGCUGAUAAGGGACGUCAGGUUAGUGAAAUAGCAUGCAUCCCACAUCAAUGUUUUGCUUGCGGUGGGCUAGCAUCUAAUGUUCCAGGUAUAUGUUUACGAUGUCCGAAGUGGCUCUUCACCGAUACAUACCAUGGCUACACAUCAAGGAAUGGGACGAGAAUCACGCGUACUUUUCUGUGGUGA